Molecule: messenger RNA, 1668 nt
Organism: Sinocyclocheilus grahami
Lineage: Eukaryota; Metazoa; Chordata; Actinopteri; Cypriniformes; Cyprinidae
Gene: gpx3
Product: glutathione peroxidase 3
Exons: 6
Biological process (GO): response to oxidative stress
Molecular function (GO): glutathione peroxidase activity
Source: RefSeq, a predicted model, not a curated record
GACAAAAAUAACUCUACUGUUUCACCAUGCACCAUCAAGCCAACAACAUAUUGCUCAGCCACGCUUCAUUCAGACGACACACAGACACCCUGCAGGGGCCACACGUCACCCUCAUGGGGAACCAGAAGAAUCCCUGGAUCUCUGCUCUGGUCUUGGUGGGUCUUCUACAUAAAGUUAGUGGACUAUCCAAUACCCAGGUCUGCAACACAGCUGUAAGUGACACUAUACACAACUAUGGUGUGAAAACCCUAAAUGGGACCCAGUUCAUGCCAUUCUCCCAUUAUGCUGGAAGGCAUGUCCUCAUUGUCAAUGUGGCCACCUACUGAGGACUCACCUUCCAGUAUGUGGAAUUGAAUGCACUGCAACAGGAGCUCCGAGAUGUUGGAUUCACUAUCCUUGGGAUUCCAUGCAACCAAUUUGGGAUGCAAGAGCCUGGAAAAAAUAAUGAAAUUCUUUCUGCAUUAAAGUAUGUCCGUCCAGGCAAUGGAUUUGUUCCAAAUUUCCAGUUAUUUGAGAAGGUGGAUGUGAAUGGAGUCAAUGAACACACUCUUUUCACAUUUUUAAAGAAUGCCUGCCCACCUGUGGGAGACAGCUUCGGUAACCCCACCAACAGAUUGUUUUGGGAACCUCUCAAAAUCAACGACAUCAAGUGGAACUUUGAGAAGUUUCUGGUGGGUCCAGACGGCAGACCUGUAAUGAGGUGGUUUCCCAGAGUGAACGUAUCUGAAGUUAGGGCAGACAUCUUGAAAUACUUCCAUCAGCUUGUUCAAAAGGCUGAUUAACAUUAAAACAGUGGAUUUAAUUGCACAUUCAUCUCUCUCUCUCCAGCAUAAAAUGUGUUCAAAUAGUCAAAACAGGGUUUCUGCAGGUUUUAUGAAGGGAGAUUUAAGACCCUUUUAAAAUCAGUUAAAGAAAAUGUAAGGAAUAAAUUGAAGGAAAAGCAAUACGUCAAUAUGUUCUCUAAAUCUUAAUGUCUAGGGAACCUCGGUAUUUCUUGUUUUCCCGUGCAAAUGUCUAAAGAUGUCUUAAGAGUCUAAAAACAGGAUGUAUAGAAAAGCAAAAAGAUAAAUUGAUUGGCUCGGAAAAAUCUACUUGAUUCAAGUUUUAAACAACAAAAAAAAAGUUUUCUUGAUUUAAGGAUGUUUAGAUAUUUGUAUUGGGGAAAAGGACAAAAAUAGUGAAGAAUAUGAUCUUUUUUUUUCUCAAGUGCAUGCAACAUUUAAUGCCAUUAUUUAAUGAAUUUAAGACUUUCUACGCUGAUUUAAGGCCUUAAUUUGUGGAACGGCGAUGUAAGACUUUCUAAGACCCGCAGAAACCCCGUAAAAGCAAGAUUGCAUGUGGCAAAGUUAAAAAAUGUAAACCUUUGUGAAUUGUUGUUACAAGAAUUUGAACAGUAUGAAAUUGAAGUCAAAUGAUUCCCAGACUACUCCUUCUAGAGGCUGUCAAUGGGUCGGUUUGGAGACUGGCAUGUUGAUGACGGGAAGGCUUGAAAACAGACACUCUGUGGUGCCUGACCUGAGGUCGAGGGCCAGCGGGCAGCUCUUUAGUGCAUUCAGGCUGCUCUGCUGUUGCUUUUCGAUCAUGUCUCAUCUCCUAAACUAUCCUUUGAACUUGCUGCCGCCUCUGUGGACGUUCAGUAAAUAAAGACUAAAAAUGCAAGAAACAAAA